AUGCCCGUCAAAUCCCCAACAUCGCAAAUUCUCGGAACCAGCGCCUGUUAUCUUCUCGUCAACCUCAACCUCUCCCUAAUCGUCCAGAGGCCCCUACCCGACCUCGCGAUGUUCUCCCGAGCUGCCAGAGUGCCCAGGGCGCUUGCCUCGCGCACCAGGGCUCCUAUUGCCCUUGCGGCCCGUCCUCGCUUUGUUACCACCGACGCUGCCUCUUCGUCCCUGAGCGCCAAGGUGCCCAAGGAUGACAAUGAGACUUUCUCGGUCAACCUCAGCGACGAGAGCUUCGAGACCUACGAGCUCGACCCCCCUCCCUACACCAUUGAUGUCACCAAGGCCGAGCUGAAGCAAAUGUACUACGACAUGGUUGCUGUCCGACAGAUGGAGAUGGCGGCCGAUCGCCUCUACAAGGAGAAGAAGAUUCGCGGUUUCUGCCACUUGUCCACCGGCCAGGAGGCUGUCGCCGUCGGUAUCGAACACGCAAUCACCAAAGAGGACGACAUCAUCACCGCCUACCGAUGCCACGGUUUCGCUCUGAUGCGUGGUGGCACCGUUCGCUCCAUCAUCGGCGAGCUGCUCGGUCGCCGUGAGGGCAUUGCCUACGGAAAGGGUGGCUCUAUGCACAUGUUCUCUAAGGGCUUCUACGGCGGCAACGGUAUUGUCGGCGCUCAGGUCCCAGUCGGUGCCGGUCUCGCCUUUGCGCACAAGUACAACGACACCAAGAAGGCCUCCAUCAUCCUCUACGGUGAUGGUGCUAGCAACCAGGGUCAGGUCUUUGAGGCUUUCAACAUGGCCAAGCUCUGGAACCUCCCCGCCCUGUUCGGCUGCGAGAACAACAAGUACGGUAUGGGUACCUCUGCGGCCCGCUCCUCUGCCUUGACCGACUACUACAAGCGCGGACAGUACAUCCCCGGUCUCAAGGUGAACGGCAUGGACAUUCUGGCUGUCAAGGCCGCCGUCAAGUACGGAACGGAGUGGACUGCCGCCGACAAGGGUCCCAUGGUCCUCGAGUACGUCACCUACCGCUACGGUGGCCACUCCAUGUCCGAUCCCGGAACCACCUACCGCACGCGUGAGGAGAUUCAGCGCAUGCGCUCGACCAACGACCCCAUUGCCGGGCUCAAGCAGAGGAUCCUCGACUGGGAGGUCGCCAGCGAGGACGAGCUCAAGAAGAUUGACAAGGAGGCGCGCAGCCACGUCCAGGAGGAGGUUGCCAUCGCCGAGGCCAUGGCUGUCCCUGAGCCCAAGCCCUCAAUUCUGUACGAGGACAUUUACGUCCGCGGCUCCGAGCCCAAGUUCAUCCGUGGUCGUCACGCGGACGAAAACUACUACUUCAACCAGUAA
Messenger RNA from Emericellopsis cladophorae, 1341 nucleotides. Its product is annotated as pyruvate dehydrogenase E1 component alpha subunit. The record is from RefSeq and is a predicted model, not a curated record. Gene Ontology annotation, molecular function: pyruvate dehydrogenase (acetyl-transferring) activity. Bases 1 to 1341 code for a protein of 446 amino acids. Gene Ontology annotation, biological process: pyruvate decarboxylation to acetyl-CoA. The transcript is spliced from 5 exons. NCBI's taxonomy places the organism in Eukaryota, Fungi, Ascomycota, Sordariomycetes, Hypocreales, Bionectriaceae. Gene Ontology annotation, cellular component: intracellular membrane-bounded organelle.